Messenger RNA from Cercospora beticola, 1445 nucleotides. RefSeq lists its product as uncharacterized. Lineage: Eukaryota; Fungi; Ascomycota; Dothideomycetes; Mycosphaerellales; Mycosphaerellaceae. Gene Ontology annotation, molecular function: threonine racemase activity; L-serine ammonia-lyase activity; serine racemase activity. The record is from RefSeq and is a predicted model, not a curated record.
CUCUAAACAAUCCCCAAUUUUUCGCCAAGAACAAUGGCAGACCACAAGACGUGUCCCCCGCUCACGCGCGAGUCUGUGAAGGCUGCUCAUAAGCGUAUUGAGCCCUACAUCUACCGCACGCCAGUUGCGACAUGCGAGACAAUAGAUCGUAUCGCAAGCACAGCGCAAUCGGAAAGAGAUGAAGGGCAACCUGUUGGACAAGAGAAGUCCAACGGGACAGCGAGGCCUAAAGUGAGAUUGUUCUUCAAAUGUGAAAAUCAGCAACGCAUUGGUGCUUUCAAGGCUCGCGGGGCGUUUCAUGCUUUGGGCAGAUUGAUUCAGGAGGAUGGCUUGGAGAAUGUGAGGAAGAGGGGAGUUGUGACGCAUAGUAGUGGUAACCACGCUCAAGCACUCGCUCUUGCGGCAAAGACUCAUGGAGUUCCCGCGCACAUUGUCAUGCCUGGAAUUAGCACGCCGAGCAAGAUCGCCGGAACGAAAUCACAUGGCGCGAAUGUCAUAUUCUCAGGCUCGACUUCUGAUGAGAGGGAAGCUGUGGUGGCAGAUGUCAUCAAAGAGACUGGUGCUACGCUUGUGCCGCCUUAUGAUCAUCCAGAUAUUAUUCUGGGACAGGGAACUCAGGCUUUGGAAUUGGAAGAACAGGUUGAGGAAUUUUUGAAAGGUGAUCACAAGCGUAGUGCGAAUGGGAGGACGGGGCUGGAUGUUGUGGUGGCGGGAAUAGGUGGCGGAGGAAUGCUGUCGGGUGUGGCGACUGCUUUGCAUGGGACUGGUAUCAAGGUGUUCGGAGCGGAGCCAAACUUUGAAGGCGCUAAUGAUGCUGAGUUGGGGUUGGAGCAGAAUAAGAGGAUUGAGAAGGUGAAGACUUUGACUAUCGCAGAUGGGCUGAGGACACCUGUGGGUGUGAUCCCGUGGUCAAUCGUUACGGAUAAAGAGAAGUUGGAGGGGGUGUUUUCCGUGACCGAAGAGGAGAUCAAGGCCGCUUUGAGACUGGCUAUGGAGAGGGCGAAGCUGUUUAUUGAGCCAAGCGCAGCUGUGCCUUUGGCCGUUGUGUUGUACAACGAAGACUUCAGGAAGAUGAUCGAGGAGAUGUCCGGAGGCAAUGGGUCGAACAUUGGUAUCGUCCUGAGCGGAGGAAAUACGACGGUCGAAGCUAUUGCUAAGCUGUUCGCCCCAAGUGAAAGGCAAGCAGGGCAGGUUGGAGUGAAUGGUGAAAAGGUUGCCGAAAAUGUUGCUGGUUAGGCAUCGGGCUGCGAUGAAGGCAUAGCUGAUGACAUUUCAAAGCAUAGAGGAUAGAAAUACACGUGUACAGCAGCGCUUGGUCGGCAGCCACCUCAUCGUGUCGAUUGUGUUGGCACAAUUCAAUUACUCAUGUGCUGGGCAUGUGUUGGGCAUGUGAAGUUGAUGCCUGAGGUGAAUUUGAGAAGACUGAUGUAAUCACUUGGCGCGGG